UUCGCUCAUAGUGAAGUUCUCUCCGAGCCGCAUACACGAACAGGAGUUGCAGGCUGAACCAAGAAAAGGCAAUUGAAAUCGCCAUGGCACCCGCGCCGCAGCUCGCAUGGAUCGGGCUGGGCAACAUGGGAAGGGGCAUGUGCAAGAACCUCAUCGAGAAGGGCAACCUUGACAAACCUCUCAUUCUCUACAACCGAACCAAGAGACGAUCUGAUGACCUUGCUGCACGCUUGGGUGCCGACAAGACGAAGGUCGUCGACACCAUCAACGAUGCAGUCAAGAGUGCCGACAUCAUCUUCAUGUGCUUGGGAGACGAUGCAGCUGUCAACUCGGCCGUGGAUGCCAUUCUCCAGGAAGACGUCAAGGGCAAAGUGGUGGUCGACGCAUCCACCGUGCACCCGGACACCACCAACGCUCUGGAGAAGCGUAUCACAGCAAAGGGCGCCGAGUUCGUUGGCAUGCCCGUCUUCGGUGCACCCGCCAUGGCCGACGCAGGCAGCCUCAUCUGCGUCCUCGCCGGCGCCGGCACUUCUGUGCACAAGGUGAAGCCCUUCACCAAAGGCGUCAUGGGCCGCGCUGAUAUCGACUACUCCGACCAACCCGCCGGCAACGCCACCCUCCUCAAGGUCAUCGGCAACACCUUCAUCCUAAACAUGAACGAGGUCCUCUCGGAAGGCCACGUGCUUGCCGAGAAGAGCGGCCUCGGCACCCAAAAUCUACACGCCUGGAUUGAGGCCAUGUUUCCCGGUCCUUAUGCUGCCUACUCGAGCCGCAUGUUAGCAGGAGAUUACUAUCAGAGAGACGAGCCGCUGUUUCACGUCGACCUUGCACGCAAGGACGCAAGGCACGCCAUGGCCAUUGCAGAAAAGGCUGGCGCGAGCGUCCCAGCGCUGAAGGUUGCAGACGCGCAUCUGGCCCAAGUGAAAGAACAUCUAGGCGACAAGGGAGACAUCCCUAGCAUCUAUGGAGCGGUCAGGAAAGAAAGCGGUUUGAAGUUUGAGAACAAGAAUUAGAUGUUCAAGAUUAAAUAAUCCACAUGUUGGUACGAUCCCAUAGCGCCGCUGCCUUGUACCUCGGAUCCACCAUUCCUGACAUGUUCAAGACGAAGUCAUCUACAACAUGUUGACACGUUCACCCAGUACCGCCGCUUCGUUAUGCCUUGGAUCCGUGGUUCCGAUGAUCCCAUCCGU
Messenger RNA from Paraphaeosphaeria sporulosa, 1190 nucleotides. RefSeq lists its product as uncharacterized. The transcript is spliced from 2 exons. The coding region runs from base 84 to 1013 and encodes 309 amino acids. The record is from RefSeq and is a predicted model, not a curated record. Lineage: Eukaryota; Fungi; Ascomycota; Dothideomycetes; Pleosporales; Didymosphaeriaceae. Gene Ontology annotation, molecular function: NAD binding; NADP binding; oxidoreductase activity, acting on the CH-OH group of donors, NAD or NADP as acceptor.